Molecule: messenger RNA, 1194 nt
Organism: Botrytis fragariae
Lineage: Eukaryota; Fungi; Ascomycota; Leotiomycetes; Helotiales; Sclerotiniaceae
Product: putative c6 transcription factor protein
Exons: 2
Coding region: 1-1194 (397 amino acids)
Biological process (GO): regulation of transcription by RNA polymerase II
Molecular function (GO): DNA-binding transcription activator activity, RNA polymerase II-specific; zinc ion binding
Source: RefSeq, a predicted model, not a curated record
AUGCCAUCGAGAAGAUCGCAUAUCAAAUCACAUCAUGGUUGUACUCAAUGCAAACUCCGGAGAGUUAAGUGUGAUGAGCGUCAGCCUGCUUGUUCUAGAUGUAUAGCAUACAAGAGAGGAUGCACGUAUAAUUCAUUGAUCACUCAAGCACCAGGUCAACAUAGUUUCGAACUUCGGCCACCGCAGAAAUCAAAGACCCAAAAGCACAAAACAGCGUUCAUCAGACCUUCAUCUCAUCGUGAACCAUCUCAGAGUCAAGAUCCAAGUUAUGGCAUUCAAGCACCGCUUCCAUUUGGGCGAUACAAAGAAGCAGAUUCACUUCUCUAUCACUAUAUUAAUGUUACUGCUAAGCCCGCGACAUCAGCAUUCAUUAGUCCAGAUCAUAAUAAGUGGGAAGGAGCUGUGCAACGAAGCGCUUCAACUCAUGAAUACGUGUACAACGGAAUGCUCUCCUUUGCCUCCUUACAUCUGGCUGUUUUGCAACCCCAGAAUCGUUCAAUCCACCUAGCCAGAGCGCUUAAAUUUCAAAACACCGGUAUGACAGAAUUUAGACCAGUGUUGGAAAAUGUCACAGCGUCGAAUUGUGAAGCUGCUUUGGGAUUUUCGGGAUUAUUGAUAAGUUCCAUAUAUGCAUUUCCAGUAGCACAAGCCGGACCGGAUAAGCCCAGCGAAAGAUUGUUAGACUAUCUGCCUAUAAUAUUUAGUUUGUUCAAUGGAACCGUGGCUAUAUACCGAAUGGGUUGGAUGAAACGCCUGAAUUCUCCACUCAGUGUGCAUCUUCGGAACAAAGUAGUGACAGCUGACGCAACAAGCACUCCUGCAGAAGGCGAAAAGUACCUCGAGAAAUUAGAGCGUCAAGAAAUUGAAAGGUUAAACGAUCAACAUCUUCGAGAGCUGUAUCACAAUGUAUCUCAAAAAGUUCGUCGAAAUUUAAGAAGGACGGAACAGUUUCCUGGAAGAGCAUGGCCUGGGGCGGCGCCACCAGCAUACAUCGAAUGCAUGAAAGAAAGGGAACCUAUUGCGUUGAUACUGGUCGCUUACUGGGCAGUAGGACAGGAUAGAGGUGUAGGGCAUAACUGGUGGGCGAAGAAUUGGGGGAGAGAUUUGGUGGAGGUAAUCGGAGAGGAGCUGGGAGAAAAUGCAAGAUGGGAGUGGUAUAUGAAGUGGCCGAAGGAAAAAAUGGAACUAAUUUGA